Fraxinus pennsylvanica is the source of this 459-nucleotide messenger RNA. Lineage: Eukaryota; Viridiplantae; Streptophyta; Magnoliopsida; Lamiales; Oleaceae. The record is from the annotation of a GenBank genome assembly.
AUGGGAGACAAAUCAACUGAGAACAGUGUGGCUCUUGAUGUUGUUAACUUUGGUGAGGAAGAUAAGGGAAAACCCAAGAAGCUUGAGGCACUGGUUGUUGCUAUGAAUAAUAUUGAUAGAAGUCAUGUUAUGCAUGUUCCUUGUGGUCCAAGUGCUCUUUUUGAUGUGCUUAUCAGGAGUUUCUUUUGGUUGUUUGAUUCGUAUCAAAAGAUCGAGAAAUUGCAACCUGGAUGGGAGACAGAUCAACUGAGGAAAUUGAAAAAGAACAGUGUGGCUCUUGAUGUUGUUAACUUUGGUGAGGAAGAUAAGGGAAAACCCAAGAAGCUUGAGGCACUGGUUGUUGCUAUGAAUAAUAUUGAUAUAAGUCAUGUUAUGCAUGUUCCUCGUGGUCCAAGUGCUCUUUUUGAUGUGCUUAUCGUGGUCCAAUUUGGUUCUUGCCUAUUCUGGAAAAUGUCAUGA